AUGACCACCGAUCUGCUGUGGAUGUCUCAGCUCGACUCCGACUGUUUUGACGACUUCGACUUUUUAGACACCUCGCUCACAGCGCUCACGCUGGUGGAGCCCGACCACUCGCAGACCGACCUCGACACCAAAGUCACCGAGUUUUUCUCUUCCGCUGAUCUCGACGACCUCAAUUUCCUCCUCCCUGAAUCCGACUCUCUCACCCACAUUGACCUCCACUCUGGCCCCUCUCACACCCCCGAACGCCGCUUCGAGUGCCUCCCUCUGCCUAAACACAAAGAACCGGUGCCUGACCGCGACCUCUACCGUAUCAACCACCCCGAGCUCUCCCACAAUGGUGCCAACCGCACCCACUUACAGCACACCCACAUCAACUGGGGCCUGUUGGGCUUCAGCACUGAACGCGGCCCGUCACGCCGCCGUAUCAUCGAACGGUCAGAUGCUAAGCCGUCGACGAUGGGGACGUUGGCAGUGCUUCGGGGUCACAUCUACCGCAAAAAUAUCAACGACCUUGUGGAUGCUGUCGACAACUUGAUCAUCAUAACCAACCCCAAAUUCUCGCAGGAGUCGACCUAUGCCCCGAAUCACUACUUGAUUGAGCGGGACUUGACUGAGUUUCACGUGUUCAACGGCAGCCGGCUCCAGCUCAUCAGAGACGCCACAAUCACCAUCGAUACCAGCCACGAUGUCAUUGAGCUAUCAAAUGUCGAGGUGCAAUUUGUCGUCGACUGCUCCAAGAAUGUGGUAUAUGGUCACUGUCGAGUCUACGUUGAGGAAAACCGGGUGUUGGCCAACUGCCUGGUCAGCAUUCGAUGGACAAACCCUCAGACGCUGAUGAGGGAGAACUGGUGCCUCUCUAGGAUUGCCGUGGUAAUGGGGUCUGGCAAUUUACGCGUGGAAUCAAAGCAUGCCAUUUGCCCAUACUGUCCCGAGGUGAGAACGUUCAACCUCAAAUGUCUGGGAUACCUCAACCACUUAGUGGAGCAUCACGGGGUGUUGCUGAACGGUGAGCUUAUCCCUGAUCCUGUUGAGAUCAACGGCCGCACAGUGUGUACUCACUGCUCUACUGAGCUUUCGUUUGAAAACCACCGAACGACUCACCGCUUCAUCGCUUACUGCCGCCAUUGGAACAAAUCGAAAGGUACCCACAAAAGCAAGCGUAUCCAUUGGCGCAAAAAACCAGUGGCUCGAGCAACGAAAGAUGUGGAUGUGGUGGAUCUGAUUUGGCAAGAGUUUGAGGACGGUCAGUGGAGGUUUGUGGAUGGUUCUCUCGUCCACUACACCGUUGAGAUAUAA
Messenger RNA from Diutina rugosa, 1296 nucleotides. RefSeq lists its product as uncharacterized. NCBI's taxonomy places the organism in Eukaryota, Fungi, Ascomycota, Pichiomycetes, Serinales, Debaryomycetaceae. The transcript has a single exon. The record is from RefSeq and is a predicted model, not a curated record. The coding region runs from base 1 to 1296 and encodes 431 amino acids.